This is a messenger RNA of Amoebophrya sp. A25, 2838 nucleotides long. The record is from the annotation of a GenBank genome assembly. Lineage: Eukaryota; Dinophyceae; Syndiniales; Amoebophryaceae.
AACAAGCUUCGCGGACGCCUUGGGCAAGUUGAGACGGGCGAGGGGAAGUCGCAUGUGGUGGCUUUACUGAGUGUCGCACUAGCGGCAACGGACAAAUAUGGCGUUGACAUGAUGACAUCCAAUCGAGUCCUUGCCGAAGAUCAGUGGGCAGAAUGGAACGACUUUUACUCGACUUUAGGGAUAAAUGCGGAUUCCAACGCUCGCCAUGUGUACGAAAGCUCACCGGUUGCGAGGCACUACAUGUAUCAGCGCACGAAGAUCGUAUAUGGCGAGAUCGGUGCUUACCAACGCGAUUUUCUGUUAUCUGAGUACGACAAGCAGAAAAUCAGGGACAAUUUAGUCCCGGCCAAAGACCGCAUGAGUGUCGAACAGGUCGUCGUCAUCGACGAAGUUGACAGUCUCACUAUCGACAAUGCUGACAAGUCGCUCUACAUUUCUCACGAAGUGAAGGAUCUAGAACGUUGUGCACCUGUUCUUGUCCGGAUCUGGGAGAUGGUGAACGAAAUCCCUUAUGAUGCAGAACUGAUGGGUCAAGAUCCUUGGGAAGAUGAAGUUCUGAUUGCCCAACUGACUGACCAAGUGUUAGACGAGAUUCGUCGGAAUCGAUUCGAAAUUCCUCUAGGCAAUCCACUGCUGCGACGCAUGAUGCUGAACCCCAAACAAAUCUCAGUCUUGGUUGAGAACGCCUUCUUCGCUUUGUCUUUGCGGGAGAGUGACGACUAUUUGUUUCCUUCGGGAGCUGGGGCGAAGUGGAACGAGUUGAUGGCGCCGACUCAGGAGGACUUGAACAAGGAGCUAACGCGUAGUCGCACAGCAAUGAGCGGGAAAGAUUUCGACAAAGUUUCAUCGACUUUCAAAGAGCGCAUGGCCACACCGGUAAAAGGUCCCACAGUUGAUCCCAACGACCCACUGAAGAAAGAAGCAAAGCCAGACCGUAAGGGUUCUCAACAUGACGACAAAGUGUUGCCUAUGGAGAAGGACACUGGACAGGAGAACCCCACAACACGCUGGAGCAAUGGUUUGCACCAAUUUCUACAGUUGAAGCAUUUGGGGAAAUUGGAACCGCUAGGAUUGAAGGCUUAUUUUGAUUCGAACAUGGGUUUUUUGAAGAAAUACGCCUUCAUGUUCGGCAUGACGGGAACGCUUGGGCAACGACAAGAAAAGAGCUUCCUACGCUCCAUCUAUCAGGUCGAUUUCUUCAAGUUGCCACGAUAUGAGCAGAGACGCUACUACCAAAUGCCCAGCGUGAUCUUGGAUUCUCAAGUCAUGGGCGCAGAGAAGCUCAAGAUCUCCAACCAAGCAGAAGCAAACUCUUUGAUUCUUUUGGAGCAGGGUGAUGUAGCUGGUCACGGUGACGAGAUGCUCGAUUACUAUGGUACACAAUUGCCUGUGCAGGAUCAAGUCUGGGUAGACGGAAUAGCAGAAUCUUUGACGUUCGCCUUAAACCCCUUUGCCCGUGAGAUCCUGAGACGAGGAGCGAAACUUCCUGAAGUCCAAACCGAUUUCGUGGACCGAUACGAGAAGUUCAGACUGCGUGGCUUGAACUUGGAAGGACAGAGGGAAGAACUCAUGGACAAGCACAACGCCUACGCGAGAGAGUUGCGCUCCAGUCUGAACAAAGUCGAAAAAGUCCUUGCAGCGGUCAUCGGAGACGUCGGAAACAUCGAACGCUUCAUCCAGAGCACAAACUACGGCCUUACAGCCUUAUUCGGGAACACGGAAGAGAACAAAAAAGUGCGACGUGACUUCGUCAAUCUCGAAAGUGGUCUGUUAAAGGAAACGCCGAUGUUGCAUGCGUUAUUCAAGACGCUGGUGAUGCGUGAGACAACAAUUUUGGAAGAAGGCCAAGAGACGCUCAGCAGCUACUCCUCCACGCCUCCUGCUCCGGCUGAUGUUCCUGCUGGACGACCUCCUACAUCCAUGACAACUUCGUCACCAGAUCAUGGGCAAAACUCGAACAUGUUGAACUUGCUAGCCGAGGCCUUGAUGGAAAAGAGCUCAGCUUCGCAGCUACAAGCAGCAAUUGUUGAGAAACAAAAACAGCAGCAAUUGUCGAGAGCUGGCUUUUUGAUUAGUGCUGGGGAUGAUCACGGUGAUGGCGAUGCCGGAGGCGCCGGGAGUAAGAACACAAGAGACGCUUCUGCUUCCAGGGAGGCUGCUGAUGCCCAAAAUUUGGUAAAGCAUUGGAAAAAGGCUAAGGGCUUGGUCGGCAAGUAUUGGGAUGUCAUGAAAGAGGUGAAAGCUGUGGAGAAGGAAAUUGCAGGAAACAACGUAUAUUUGCGAGUCGCCGAAGCCACUAAGAAAGAGUGGGAACAGCAGGAGUCAGGACUUGAAGAAGAUCUUCAAGAUUCUGAAGAUCUACGUAGUGCUGUCAAGCGUCGCUUCCGUUUCCGAUCGUGGAACACUUUAGAGGAAACUAUCAUCCAGAAAUCCACUGGACGCACGAGAUCGAUCAUCCACGAGAAUUCAUUGGGUGAUGUUCGCAGGUCUGCGCUGAUUGUGGUGGAGAGUAUCAAAGAUGUGCAGAUGCUUUACGAAGUACUUUCCAAGCAUCCGCAUCUGCGAGAAGCUGUUCAGCCGAAGUUGUACCAGUUCAAGACGGUCUACGAAGGCAACCCGAUCGCGAGUCCACGUAAGAUGCAACCGGGUGAAAUUCUGAUCACAACGAACAUCGGAGGGCGCGGCAUGGAUUUGAGUCUGAGCUCUGUUGUGGAAAGCAAUUACGGAUUGUAUGUGUUAGUUGGUUACGUACCAGGAGACAGAGGUGGCAAGCGCGUUGAAGAACAAGCUUUUGGACGCAGUGCACGGGAUGGACGACCUGGGUCUGGCCAGUAUGUC